Molecule: messenger RNA, 246 nt
Organism: Peniophora sp. CBMAI 1063
Lineage: Eukaryota; Fungi; Basidiomycota; Agaricomycetes; Russulales; Peniophoraceae
Source: the annotation of a GenBank genome assembly
AUGGUAUCACUCAGAAGCCUAAGAGAUGUGAACCUGGAUCGACGCGACACCUAUGCUCGUCAUAGUUGGGGGAAUGGUCUCCAGACUGCGUUUCCCAAAGGGCCUGUUACCUUGCGCAUUGCUCUUGCCGUCAUGUUCAAAGUUCGACCUCCGCCAAAGACAUCAGAUUCUGGGCUUGCCAGAUCUACAAGAAGAGCAGAAGCCCGUUCGAAUCCGUCGUUCGUCGUUGCGCUGUCAGGACUCUGA